GGUAGUCAUUUUCCGUUUCUUCUUCCCUCUCCCCUCUGGGGCAUCAAUCCCUCCCUCCAUCGCCGCCAUCUCAAAGCUUUCUUCCUCAUAUCGCAAGCGAAUCUUCACUAGAAAGGCCUGAAUUCUUGGCCAUGUAUCCUUUCAGGCCCAACCUCCUGAACACCCUCAGAUCCAUGAAAUACCUCCAGAGAAUGCGAUUCGUCUCCGCCGAUCGGGACAUCGCCGCCGCGGCUCGCGGCGUCGAGAAGGAUCGGGAAGAUCAGAAAGCCUUGGACGACGGAAUCGCUCACUUAUCCAUCAAAUCUCUGUACAAGGUCACCAAUAUGGAAGACGAGGUGCUUCCCCUAUUACUCUCUUCGGCAAUCAAUUUCAUCGCCUUCGCCGGCAAAAACCAGGACGAGGUCCAAAUAUCGCUUCCAUUCAAGGCCGCGGAUAAUUCCGUGAAGGAUGCGAAUCUCUUCGUCAAGAUCGUAGAUCCGAAAAGUCCGCCGUCAUUCACGAUGGUAGAUCCUCUCUUUGAGGCGACGCAAUUGGCUGAGAUGAUGACUUGUAUGCUCGGGAUGGUUUUGUCGAAUGAUCAGACUGUAGUGGAGUCUGUUCAGGGCGGCCAGACUCUGCUGGUGAUGACGAGGAAGAAGGACCAAGAGGAAGUGCUCAACAGGGCAUUGCAGAAGAGGCUGAGGCGGUUCAGGGACAGGAAAUUGAUGGGGAAGAAGUAUUUGGAGCACAUGUUGGAGCCAUUGAAGAGUGUUUGAGCUGCUCUGAAUUCUAAUACAGAGAAUGAUUGAUCCGUGUUCUUCGUCCCUGGUUUUUAUGGUUAAUUAAUUACUAGAUGUAAUUUCUUCUUGAUGUAGGAGAGUUAUAUCCUUUGAUUUGAGAUUAUUACCCUAAGAUUUUUGGACUGUCUUAAAAUGAAUUUGGCGGUGGCUCCAUUAUUCACUGUACCGCCAGGAUUGAGUCCCGGUUUGCUCAAUUCACCUGGAUUCUUCUCUCCCUCUCCUCAGGCAUUUUCUGUGAAGAUCCUCAAUGGAGCAGGUGAUUGUCAUAAUGUCAUCAGCUUUUGGUAGUUUGUCAUCCUGAUUCCUGAGCCAACAUGAGAAGUGCCAUGUCAACUUUGGAGUAUCUUUGAUUGGCUGCUUCAUCUCUCCCACAAAAUGAGAUCUGCUACCUUGGGGAGAAAAAACUCAGAAGACAAUGGGUUUGCGAUUUGUCAAUACAACUCGGAUGAGGAGAUGCCUAUGUACGAAGAAAAUCGACGAAGAAAAGAAACGAAGAAACCGCCAAGAAAUUCGAAGCUGAGAGAUUCACAAUGCACUAACGGUGAAUUUAAUCGAACAUAUCUCCAGUCACUCGAAUAAUUAGUAAUUUGUUUGUAGUGCUGUUUUUUUUAUGGAUCAAAAACUGUCAUCCAAUAGCCAAACAAACUUGCAAUAAAGGACAAUCUGGUCAAAAUUUGAGUAAAGAUUUUGGUACCAAGGUGUAACAAACAGCAAUUGUAUAUACAUCCUCCAACUUCAUCACCAAUUUAGCCAAACUUAAGGCUCUUCGAAGCAAACCAAAUCAGAAUUAAACUACAAAUAGAAGUUGCACAACCAAACAGAAUUAAACUUUUACAAUUAGACCUUGUCGGCAAAAUACCAAGCUUUUUUUGUCACAUGUUCAAUAUGUAAUUAUAUAUAGUAGACCAAAAAAAGUUGGGUUCCAUGAAGACCGCAAAUGAUAUUUGACAGCUAAACCCCAACACUAAUAAAGAUCUGUAUUCAUAGUUUGUAAAAUCAUAUGAUUGGGUCUGAAAAAGAGUAAAUGAGAAAAUGAGUAAUUUUUCCGCCAAAUGUCAUUGAUAUUGAACUGCCAAGAGAUAUUAUGCCUACUUUUACAACACAAACAUUUCAGCCUUGAGUUAGAAUUAGAGAAAUAAUUUUUUCAAUAAAACUAACUUCAAUUUCUUCAUAAAACAUGUAAUAUACUCCCUCCGUCCCGGAGUAUUCGUCCAGUUUUGAUUUUUGGAACUAUUCAUCUAAGCACUUUGACUCAUCAAAUUCUCUCAAUGUGUAAGCCUAAAUAUAGUCAUGGGUGAUCU
This is a messenger RNA of Cuscuta campestris, 2080 nucleotides long. NCBI's taxonomy places the organism in Eukaryota, Viridiplantae, Streptophyta, Magnoliopsida, Solanales, Convolvulaceae. The record is from the annotation of a GenBank genome assembly.